This is a messenger RNA of Punica granatum (pomegranate), 878 nucleotides long. Lineage: Eukaryota; Viridiplantae; Streptophyta; Magnoliopsida; Myrtales; Lythraceae. The record is from RefSeq and is a predicted model, not a curated record.
UCCACUGUUUCUUCAACCGAUGUACAAAAAAGACUUCACAUAGUCAAAUAUCGCUCUCCUCUCCCCUUUUUUCCAUUAUCAAUAUGGCCAACGAUAGACACAUCAAAUCACCCACCAAAUGGUUCAAAAGUGGCCUGAGGCUAAGCUUCCAAAGCCGGCUCUCUCGAUCUCGGUUUCGUUCCCGCUCUCGCUCGGGUUCCUCGCCCUCGAGCUCCAGUCAAGACGAGCUGAGAGGAGUUUUCGCCCAUUUCGACACUGACGGGGAUGGAAAGAUCUCUGCCUCUGAGCUCCGGGCGUACUUCCGGUCAGUUGGGGAAGCCCUGUCCCUCAGUGAAGCACAGGGAGUGAUCAACGAUCAUGACACCGAUGGAGACGGGCUGAUAGACUUUGACGACUUCGUGAAGCUGAUGAAGAUGGAAGGCGGCCACGGCAGUGUAGGCGAUGAGCAGGAGGAGGAUCUGAGGAGGGCAUUCGAGAUGUUCGAGCACGAGAAAGGGUCGGGCUGCAUAACCCCAAAGGGGCUCCAGAUGAUGCUCCGACGGUUAGGAGACUCAAAGUCAUACGACGACUGUGUCGCGAUGAUUCAAGUCUAUGAUAUCGAUGGGAAUGGCGUGCUUGAUUUUCAUGAGUUUCAUCAAAUGAUGGCUUGAUGAUUCAGAUUCUUCUUAUUAUCAAACCCGUUUUGUUUGUCGAGCAAGUUUAGUGUUUGAAGCAUUAACAGUGCACUGGAAGAUGUAUGACUGCAUAUUAUCUAUAUACAUAUAUAUAUAUAUAUAUAUAUGUAUGUAUGUAUGUAUGUAUGUAUUUUUAGAUUGGAUGAGAUUCUAAUCCAGCUAUAUAUUGGAUGUCUCCGAUGAGACCAACAGAAUGAGAAUCAA